This is a messenger RNA of Danio aesculapii, 2408 nucleotides long. RefSeq names its product ATP-binding cassette, sub-family G (WHITE), member 4b (gene abcg4b). The record is from RefSeq and is a predicted model, not a curated record. The transcript is spliced from 15 exons. Lineage: Eukaryota; Metazoa; Chordata; Actinopteri; Cypriniformes; Danionidae. The coding region runs from base 205 to 2139 and encodes 644 amino acids. Gene Ontology annotation, cellular component: plasma membrane. Gene Ontology annotation, molecular function: ATP binding; ATP hydrolysis activity; ABC-type transporter activity.
UCUGUACCAUCCCAGGUUUUGCGUCACACCUCGCCACCAAACUCUCCUUCAGGACUGGAGCUUUCAUUCAGUUCUGUACAGGAUUACAACUGACGCAGGACGUAUUUGAUACCUAUUGUAAAAGGAGAAAGUGGCGCACAUUUCACCUCUCAAUAUAUUUCCCAUCGAGUGAGAGCCUGGUUUUAGGCUUUAGGCUUUUUUGGGAUGGCAGAGAAGACGUCUGAUCCUGGGUCGGUUAGUAUCAGUAUGGAGGACAGCCUGUGUAAUGGAGGAUCACAGCCGCAGGAAGCUCCACUGCUGACCCAUUUGAAGAAGGUGGAGAACCACAUCACAGAGGCGCAACGCUUUUCUCACCUGCCCAAACGCACCACUGUGGAGCUAGAGUUCAAAGAGCUCUGCUACACCAUCAGAGAAGGACCCUGGUGGAAGAAACAAGGUUACAAGGCUUUGCUUAAGUGUCUAUCGGGGAAGUUCAGCAGUCGAGAACUCAUUGGCAUUAUGGGCCCUUCUGGGGCUGGAAAGUCUACACUGAUGAACAUCCUGGCAGGGUACAGGGAAACAGGGAUGACUGGACAGAUCCUAGUUAAUGGAAAGCUCCGAGAUCCCCGAACUUUUCGUAAAAUGUCCUGUUACAUUAUGCAAGAGGACAAAUUGCUUCCUCAUUUGUCCGUUCAAGAAGCUAUGAUGGUAUCAGCCAACCUGAAGCUCAAUGAAAGCUCGGAGGUGAAAAAAGAGCUGAUAAAAGAGAUCCUGACAGCGCUGGGACUACAUGAAUGUGUCCACACUCGUACUGUGUCUCUGUCUGGAGGACAGUGUAAGAGACUGGCUAUUGCCCUUGAGCUAGUAAACAACCCUCCAGUCAUGUUUUUUGAUGAGCCCACCAGUGGUUUAGAUAGUGCCUCCUGUUUCCAGGUUGUGUCAUUGAUGAAGUCUUUGGCACAAGGAGGGCGGACCAUCAUUUGCACCAUUCACCAGCCCAGUGCCAAACUCUUCGAGAUGUUUGAUAAGCUGUAUAUUUUAAGCCAAGGCCAAUGUAUAUACAAAGGAAGUGUCCCAUACCUGAUUCCUUACUUGAGAGGACUGGGUCUUCACUGCCCCACAUACCACAAUCCUGCAGAUUUCAUCAUUGAAGUAGCCUCAGGAGAGUAUGGUGACUUGAACCCAGUCUUGUUUGAGGCUGUUCAGGGUGGCAUGUGUGCUCUGGAGGAAAAGUGCAACUGUAUCGACAAAACCACCGUAACCUCAUGCACUGCAAAAUGUGUCAAAGAUUCGGGGCAUGUUGAGAGUCAUACGUUUGCGACAAGCUCUCUGACUCAGUUCUGCAUUCUUUUGAAAAGAACAUUCAUUACAAUAUGCAGAGACCAGGUUCUGACACAUCUCCGGCUAAUGUCACAUAUCUCCAUUGGAGUGUUGAUAGGCCUUUUGUACCUCAAUAUCGGCAAUGAUGCCAGCAAAGUCUUCAACAACACCGGCUUCCUCUUUUUCUCAAUGCUCUUUCUCAUGUUUGGAGCAUUGAUGCCUACAGUUCUUACUUUUCCCCUAGAGAUGGCUGUGUUUCUAAGGGAACAUCUGAACUACUGGUACAGCCUAAAGGCUUACUAUCUGGCAAAGACAAUGGCUGACAUUCCAUUCCAGGUUCUCUGUCCCAUUAUGUACUGCAGUAUUGUGUACUGGAUGACUGAACAGCCUCCAGAGGCAAGCCGCUACUUGUUGUUUUUGGCUUUGUCAAUCUGUACAGCUUUAGUAGCCCAGUCUCUUGGGCUCCUAGUCGGUGCUGCCUCCACAUCCCUUCAGGUGGCCACUUUUAUAGGUCCCGUUACAGGUAUUCCAGUCCUGUUGUUCUCCGGUUUCUUUGUGAACUUUGACACCAUUCCAGAAUACCUACAAUGGAGUUCCUAUGUGUCCUAUGUCCGAUAUGGAUUUGAGGGGGUGAUUCUGUCCAUUUAUGGGAUGAACCGAACUGAGCUCGAGUGUCCAGGGAGGGUCUGCAAAUUUCAAAGACCUGAAGAAGUUCUGCAGUUGUUGGAUGUAGAAGAUGCCAAGCUCUACAUGGACUUCAUCGUAUUGGGGAUUUUCUUCGUCAUCCUGCGACUCGCUACAUAUGUGGUUCUUCGGUACAAAAUCAAGUCAGAGCGAUAACGUUUAAGCCUUGUGGGCUGUUUUCAGACUACUCUAAUAACCAUUUCCAAAGGUGUCAUUCUCUGCUCAGGAAGGUCAGAUUGAUUUGAUUUAUUUGUUGAUCAUUUUGGUGUUCUGGUUCUUGUUUUUAUUUGGGUGAAAUUAAUCAAUUGAUUGUCUAUGUAAUUGGCUUUAAAAAUUGCAAUAUGUAUUUUUUUUAUGUAUUUUAAUGUUACUGAUGCAGUACCAUCAUGUGUCAAAAAAACUAAAUCAGUUUCAUGCAGGGAUGA